AUCCUGGUCGCUGGCUCUGGUGAAUUCUGACCAUUUCCCCGCCUCUCAGGCUGUGUGAAGAUGUGGAUAUUUGUGAAAUAAAUGACUGUUUUGACAAAGCAAUGGCCUCUCAAGAAUUUACUGUAUUAUACACUCACCAAAAGACAAAAAAAGCGAAAACGUGGCAAGAUGGAGUUCUGAGGAUUAGAACUGGCAGGAAUCAGGCCACCUUGUUUGAUGACAAAGGACAAUGCCUGGAGAGCAUUUUUAUGAAAUCUCAGGUGGCUGCUGGAGAUAAUUUAGAAAGCGAACGAUAUUUGAUCGCGGUCGAAGCAGCCAAAGCGAGUGAAAAACCUUUGGAAGAUCAGCCAAGGAGAGCGGAAGAAACUCCAGCAGUGGAUAGAAAUGGUGUCAGACCCGGUCUUCUGCCUCCAAGACACCUCCCUGUUGGCCUGAAGAGGAAGUUUACGGGGUUCCAAGGGCCACGCCAAGUUGCAAAGAAAAUACCAGCCGUGGAAGAGGAAGAAAAACCAACACUGUUGCCUUUAUCUAAGCAGUGCCAGGGGACUUUUCCGUCCCAGUUUUAUGUCACCUCUCCGUUAUUUUCCACGAUUCGCAAGGAGGAUGCGGACACGAAUCUCUCCGCAGGCUUCCAGGAAGAUGGAUGUAGGGAUAACGACAGAGACCACGGGUCUGUCUCCUCGCUGCUUUCAGCUCCAUUUCUUGACAGAUGUGAGGGGACAGAGAAGCAAAGCUCUGCUCAGUUCCUGGUGAAGCCAGAAUCUCCUCUCCUUACUGGGCAAACUGGCCCCGGGGCAGUGUCCCACAACAUCAGGAGCACGGCACAGAUCAUUGCUCUUCUGAAGUCCAAACCGGCACAAGGACAGGGAGAACAAACAGCUGCACUUACAGAAAGUCUCUCCAGGUUUCAGGCAUCAAAAAAUGCAGAUUUACGUGACCAAAAAAGCACGGCCCUGCCUGCUUUUCCGGGUGAUCCUGCCAAAGGAAUCGUUCCAAACACUCAGCACCUGCCUUUUGGGAAGGGAACUGGAAAUGAUAAGAAGGACUGGAAUGCUGAAAUGCCUCUGAAUUCAUCUGAACAGCCUUAUGGUGAAGAAGCCACGGGACAGAGACACGACAAAAAGCCCAGCUCUGUGGACAGUUUAUUACAGAAGACAGAGCCAUAUAUUCAACCAGUAGCAGCAGCCCAAAGAGACCCUGGGACAUGUGACUGGCAACCAAAGCCUGUUGCAUUCCAAGGGCACCAAGUAAAGGGAUCAGCAGCUAGUGAGAUCAUGGUGAGAGUUCCCUGCUCCCAGCUGGGAUGGCAGCAGUACCCACAUAGCGUGGACUUUGCAGCUGAGACAUUUUUGUCACCCCUGUUUUCAAGCAAUUCUGACUUCAGACAGUCUCCAGGUUCCAGAAGUCUUCAUGGGGAUGAUAUGGAUGUUAUCAGAGAAGGGAAUUUUCAAAUGGAGUCUGAUGUGACUGAAGAGGCAAGAAUAAAUCAGUCUCCACUGGCAUUCCAUGUGUAUCCUGAAGUGCCAGCAUGGACAGUGUCAGGCUCACCUUCACAUUCUGCUCUGAGACAAGCACAGUGGACUUCCUGGGAACCUGGCAAGAUUUCAUCAGAGGUGACUUCCUCAUUUGAUCCGGAUUCUACAAUUUCUCCACCUUCAGGAAAUGAGGAAACUACUGGAGACAUCCAGGAGCCCCUGAUACAAGGGAUCUUACCAAGUGAACCAGACCUCCCAGAUUUUGUUUUCACAGGGGAGAAAUCCAGCUAUCCAGAGGAAUGCAGCCUCCCGAGAUCCAAAGGCACCGUUAAAACCCGGACUCCGUUUGUCACCCUUCCUGCCACCCAGGAGAUUCCUGCCGUGGUUUAUCCCACUGACAGCGAGGAGCUCCAGCAAUCCUUGGGCUCUCCAGGAGGCAAUUCAUGCAGCGAGCCAAUGGAAUUUCCUAGGAGCGCUCCCGGCUCCCAGGACAGGAAUUAUGAGACCUCUGUGUUUGGGGAGUACGCGGAAGACGGACAAAGGGAAUCUGUCCAACCCCUGCUCCCUGACGUGACUUCCCGACACAGACAAAGCAAGUGGCUGAAGUAUCAAAACAGUGCUCAGAGUGACUUGAUCCCUGACAGGGAAGAGACUGAGGACAUCUGUGCCCAGAGCAUCCUUGGAAUGCUGCGGGGUGACACGGGGGAGAGCAGAGCUGGGAAUCAAAGCGCUCCCGGUGCUGCCCCUCUGCUGACAUCCAAGAGCUCCCCUGGGGAAUGCUGUGCCAGCAGCAACCCCCCCCCGGAUUGGAUUUCCGAAGGGAAGUUACUUUCCCUGCACUUAAGUGGGACACCUUUGGCUGCGGCAACACAAAAGGUGUUGAGUCACCUGAGCUGCCACGCCGGAACAGGAGAGGGCCAGGACGUAACAAUUUCUGAGUUGUCUUUUCCUAACGUGGACAAAGUGAAACAUGCUCACCUCCCUAAAAGAAAGAUCUCCAUCCCAGCUGUGUUUCGGUCUCAUCUCCACUACAAGCAGAUUUUUAAAGCUGCUCUGACAGAGCAACUGAACAUAAUGCUGUUUGAGCUGUCCCAAAGAUUGCACAACGCUCUCUCCAAAGUGGACAUAUCAUUUUACACAUCAGUGAAAGAUGGGCAAAGCCAGGGAAGCUGUGCUCCACUCUGCAACCACAUGCACCCUGCUAAGCUGGUUAUGGUUAAAAAAGAAGGUCAUAACAAGGGUCGUUUGUUCUAUGCCUGUGACGCCCCGAAAGCUGAGCAGUGCUCGUUUUUCAAGUGGAUAGAAGACGUGAACCCCACACAGGCAAAAUCCAGACCCAGUGCGGUGCUCCACGACAUCAAAAGCAUUGGGACAUACCUCAGAAGCCAAAAGAUUGCCCUCUAUGAGGAAUGCCAGCUUUUGGUGAGGAAAGCCUUUGAAAUUCAAACCCAGAGGUACAGUAAGUUCAAGAAAUUUAUGAAUACACCUGCCAGCUUAGAUGGUGAUUCCAAACCCAAAUUAUACCUCAAAUUAAGCAAAAAGGAGCAUUCUUCUCUCUACAGCAAAGAUGAUAUUUGGGUGGUUUCAAAGACUCUGAACUUUGAUCCCAUUGAUACUUUCAUUGCAAGCAGUGCUUUCUUUGGACCGUCCUCCAACAGUGAAAUAGAACUGCUCCCAUUGAAAGGCUACAGUCCCUCAAACUGGAGAUCAAACAUGUGUGUUCACGCCCUCCUGGUUUGUAAUGCCAGUGGGGAGCUGGCAUCCUUAAGGAAUAUGGAGGAGCACUUCAAUCCCUCCACAUUACCACUAAUCCCACACCUACUAAACAUGAAUCGUCAGUCUGAAAAUGCUCCUAGAAGAGUCAACAAAAGAAAAUUUAUUCCUCCUGCCAUGAGCCUGAAAAGCUCCAUGAGGGCUGGCCCUGUCAGCUCUGAGGUAGCCAUGGGACUGGCUAAAGAGAUGAUCCAAAGGUUCUCCCUGAACCCGGACCAGGCGACGUCGCUGAUCCACAUCGCUCGGAUGAUGACCUCGUGUGGGAAUAUCAGCCCAGAGGAGGAACAUCAGAGCUUCCCCAUCACAAUCAUACGUGGUGUUUUUGGAGCUGGCAAGAGCUACCUGCUGUCUGUGGUGAUCUUGUUCCUCGUACAGCUCUUCGAAAGCAGCGAAGCCACGGAGGGUCCAAGGCCAACUCCGUGGAAACUUCUCAUUGCUUCUUCCACCAACGUUGCCGUGGACAGGAUACUGCUGGGCCUGCUCGAUCUUGGAUUUGAGGAUUUUAUCAGAGUGGGAAGUAUUAGGAAGAUCACCAAAGCAAUUCUUCCCCACAGUUUACAUGCAGGCUCAGGAAAUGAAAAUGAGCAGCUGAAAGAGCUGCUUGCUCUCAUGAAAGAAGAUUUGACUCCAGCUGAAAAAAUAUAUGUCAGGAAGAGCAUUGAGCAGCACAAACUGGGGACCAAUAAAACCAUCCUGCAACAGGUAAAAGUGGUUGGAGUGACCUGUGCUGCCUGCCCCUUCCCCUGCCUGAACGCUCUCAGGUUUCCCGUGGUGAUGCUGGAUGAGUGCAGUCAGAUGACCGAACCUGCUUCUCUCCUUCCCAUCGCCAGGUUUCAGUGUGAAAAGCUCGUCCUUGUUGGAGACCCCAAGCAAUUACCACCAACUAUUCAAGGGUCUGAGAGUGUCCAUGAGCAGGGAUUGGAGCAGACCCUCUUUGACCGGCUCUGCUUAAUGGGACAUCAAGCAAUACUCCUCCGGACACAGUACCGCUGUCACCCUGCCCUCAGUGCCAUCGCCAACGAGCUGUUCUACGGAGGGAACCUCAGGGAUGGCAUUUCCGAGGAGGACAGAACUCCUUUACUGGACUGGCUUCCAACGCUGUGCUUUUACAGUGUGAAUGGCACGGAGCAGAUGGAAAGAGACAACAGCUUUUCCAACACGGCAGAGGCUCACUUUGCAGUCAAGCUCAUCCAGUCUCUGAUUGCCAGUGGAAUAGAAGGAGCUGCUAUUGGUGUGAUUACUCUUUAUAAAUCACAGAUGUAUAAGAUUCAGAGUUUGCUCAGUGGGGUUCACUCCGAAGCUUUUGAAGUGAAACCUGUCCAGGUGUCCACUGUAGAUGCUUUCCAAGGUGCUGAGAAGGAAGUCAUUGUCUUGUCCUGUGUCAGGACCAGACAGUUUGGGUUCAUAGACUCGGAGAAGAGGAUGAACGUCGCACUAACGAGGGCAAAGAGGCACUUGCUGAUUGUGGGAAACCUGGCCUGUUUAAGCAGGAACAAGCUGUGGGGAAGAGUAAUUCACCACUGCAAAGGGCGGGAAGAUGGAUUACAAAAUGCAAGCCAGUGCGAGCAGCAGCUAAACGACAUUCUGAAGUGCUACUUGGAGGAACGGAAGGAAGAGGAGCAGAGUAAGAAGAAGGAAAAAUAAAAUGUGUGCCUGUUUUAUUAAUAUUGUUUGUCUAUAAAAUUGCUAAUUUAAUAUUUAUUUAAUGUGGCACGUUUGUUUGUAUCUCACGUACUGAUGCUUCUGUUUGACCCUGUGUUUACAUGACUAAAACUGAAUAAAGUGACUUUAUCUGCU
Molecule: messenger RNA, 5045 nt
Organism: Pipra filicauda (Wire-tailed manakin)
Lineage: Eukaryota; Metazoa; Chordata; Aves; Passeriformes; Pipridae
Gene: ZGRF1
Product: zinc finger GRF-type containing 1
Exons: 28
Coding region: 102-4892 (1596 amino acids)
Biological process (GO): double-strand break repair
Cellular component (GO): site of double-strand break; nucleus
Molecular function (GO): zinc ion binding; helicase activity
Source: RefSeq, a predicted model, not a curated record